AUGCCAGCACAAAACCCACCUGCACAGGAAGAUUCCUGGGCAUUUGGCCCUAUUGGCUCACCAUUUCCAGACAAUCCAGUUCAUGCUUUGGAUCAACCCAACCAGUAUGUUGCUCUAUGGUACAAACACGGGAAGCCCGUUCACGGUCGCGCCUGGAAUAAUGGUGGCGUUCUGGAAUGCUCUUUCCCAUACAAAAAUGCCGAGCUUACUGGGUCCAAGGAUCUUGGCGGUGAAAUUCAAGUAUGCUGCUUCUUUCUGUAG
Gongylonema pulchrum is the source of this 261-nucleotide messenger RNA. The record is from the annotation of a GenBank genome assembly. NCBI's taxonomy places the organism in Eukaryota, Metazoa, Nematoda, Chromadorea, Rhabditida, Gongylonematidae.